Panthera uncia (snow leopard) is the source of this 3116-nucleotide messenger RNA. RefSeq names its product RAS and EF-hand domain containing (gene RASEF). Gene Ontology annotation, molecular function: GTPase activity; calcium ion binding; GTP binding. NCBI's taxonomy places the organism in Eukaryota, Metazoa, Chordata, Mammalia, Carnivora, Felidae. The record is from RefSeq and is a predicted model, not a curated record. The transcript is spliced from 17 exons. Bases 95 to 2317 code for a protein of 740 amino acids.
AGGUGGCCCCGGAGUUCCUGCCUUCACCUCAGCCCCGGCGGGCAGCGCGCCCCGUCGCGCCCCGGAGCUGUCUGGGCUGUCCCCGCCGGGCGGGAUGGAAGCGGACGGGGACCAGGAGGAGCUGGCCCGCUUGCGCUCCGUCUUCGCUGCCUGCGACGCGAACCGCUCGGGGCGCCUAGAGCGCGAGGAGUUCGGCGCGCUGUGCGCGGAGCUGCGAGUGCGGCCGGCAGACGCCGAGGCCGUGUUCCAGCGUCUAGACGCCGACCGGGACGGCGCCAUCACCUUCCAGGAAUUCGCGCGCGGCUUCCGCGGGGCACGCCGCGGGGGGCGGCACCGGGGCUGGGGGCCUCGGGAGCCCGCGUCCACCGCGGGCCAGGUGGAGCCCGACCGCGAGGACGGCGAGGAGGACGAGGGCGACGAGGACGCUGCGGAGACUCUGGCGGCACCCUGGGGUCGCGCGAGCCCGGUCCAGGCUUGGCAGGACUUCCAGACGCGACUCGGGGAAGAGGCCAAGUUCAUCCCCAGAAAAGAGCAAGUCAGUACCUUGUAUCUAAACAUCAACCUUGUGGAGCCAAGACUAAUUCAGCCAUACGAACACGUUAUAAGGAACUUCAUCCGUGAGAUCAAACUGCAGAGCACAGAAAUGGAAAGCCUGGCCAUUGCAGUGAAGAGAGCCCAGGACAAGGCAGCCAUGCAGUUGAGUGAGCUGGAGGAGGAAAUGGACCAGAGGAUUCAGGCGGCAGAGCACAAGACGCGGAAAGAUGAAAAACGUAAAGCUGAGGAAGCCCUCAGUGACCUCAGACGUCAGUAUGAAACAGAAGUAGGGGAUCUACAGGUGACAAUAAAGAAACUCAGAAAGCUAGAAGAACAGUCAAAACACAUAAGUCAAAAGGAAGAUGUGGCUGCAUUAAAAAAGCAAAUUUAUGAUUUAUCAAUGGAAAAUCAGAAAGUUAAGAAAGAUCUUUUAGAAGCACAGACAAACAUAGCCUUUCUUCAGAGUGAAUUAGAUGCUUUGAAAAGUGAUUAUGCUGAUCAGAGUCUGAAUUCAGAAAGGGAUCUGCAAAUAAUCCAAGAGUACACAGAAGAUCGAAAUAGUCUUGAGAGGCAAAUUGAAAUACUCCAAACAGCUAACCGGAAACUGCAUGACAGUAAUGACGGCCUGAGGAGUGCCCUUGAAAACAGUUACAGCAAGUUCAACAGAUCUUUGCGCAUAAAUAAUAUAUCACCAGGGAAUACAAUUUCUAGAAGCAGUCCCAAAUUUAAUGGUCAUUCCCCUCAACCUCUGGGCUAUGACAGGUCAUCCCGCUCUUCCUAUGUGGAUGAGGACUGUGACUCGUUGGCCCUCUGUGAUCCAAUGCAGAGAAUGAAUUGUGAGGUUGACAGCCUGCCUGAGAGCUGCUUUGACAGCGGCUUGUCUACCCUGAGAGACUCCAAUGAGUACGACUCAGAGGUGGAGUACAAGCACCAGAGGGGACUUCAGAGGUCACACGGCAUGCAGGAGAGCUUUGCGGGCGAUGCUUCAGACACAGAUGUUCCUGAUAUAAGAGAUGAAGAGACGUUUGGUGCAGAAGGCGUGGCUUCCAUCUUGGACUGGAAGCCCCAGGGGCCCUCUAGUGAAGGCAGCAUUGUCAGUUCUUCGAGAAAGCCCAUCUCGGCACUGUCACCACCGACAGACAUGGUGGAUGGUAACCAUAAAUCUUCCAGCUCACAGAAGGCUUACAAGAUUGUGCUUGCUGGAGAUGCUGCAGUGGGGAAGUCUAGUUUCCUCAUGAGACUUUGCAAGAAUGAAUUUCGAGGAAAUACAAGUGCCACUUUGGGAGUUGAUUUUCAAAUGAAAACUCUCAUUGUGGAUGGAGAGCGAACGGUCCUGCAGCUCUGGGAUACAGCCGGUCAGGAGAGAUUCAGAAGUAUUGCCAAGUCUUACUUCAGGAGAGCAGAUGGCGUUCUGCUGCUGUAUGAUGUGACGUGCGAGAAAUCCUUUCUUAAUGUACGAGAGUGGGUAGAUAUGAUUGAGGAUGCAACCCAGGAGAGCAUUCCUAUCAUGUUGGUGGGAAACAAGGCUGAUCUUCGUGAUGCUGCUGCAGCAGAGGGACAAAAGUGUGUCCCAGGAUACUUUGGAGAAAAGCUAGCCAUGACCUAUGGGGCAUUAUUCUGUGAAACCAGCGCCAAAGAUGGCUCAAAUGUAGUGGAAGCUGUUCUCCAUCUCGCUCGGGAAGUGAAAAAAAGAACCGAUGAGGAUGACAGCAAAUCCAUUACCAAUCUGAGCGGGACCAGUUCCAAAAAGUCAACCCAGAUGAAGAACUGUUGCAGUAGUUAAAUCCCACACAUCCUUGGCCUCUCAAGUCCCAGGGUGCUAAGUUUCCAUGACCUGUUUGCUUCUUGCAGAGUGGUACAUCCUACAGACACUGCCUGUGGGAAGUUACAGUGUGGGAGUCUGAAUCGUGCUCUAGAUCUCUCUGGAGCCCUGGCUUUUUGCUAUGUUUCAGUGAAUGAUUUGGGCCCCCUGGUUAAAUAUACUUGUCUUGUCCUUGCAGAGUCUCCAAGAUAAUGUGUAAAAAGUGAUAAAAAAAAAAAAAAAGUCACCUGCUCAGAUCAAAGCUGUAGAAGAAACUGACAUAAUUAGAUUCAUGUGUAGCUGACUUCGUAGAUAAUCCAUGACAAAAUUUUAUUUCAAAUAUUCGAUAGUAGAAUAUUAGUAAAAAGGGGUUACCAUCCUAGCUUUACUGCUAACUAGCCUGUGGCCUGAGAUCUGUCAGCAACCCACAUUAGAUCUGUUUCCUCAUCUGUGAAACAAGCAUCUUGGCCUUGCGGGCCUUGACCUCUCAGAUUUUGUGUGCUGUAUGGAGCGGGAAGGAGCCCCUGCUGGCCCACAGUUAAUAAGGACUCUGGUCGGUUGUACUUUUUAAAUAUUGGGGAUAUUGACUUUUCUCAUUUCUGAAACAACAGAACUUGAGAAAAAACAUGGUAAUGUGUUAGGCUCCAGUGGAGACAGAAAAAUCUAUUUUUUUAUAUAUAUAAAGAAAAAAACAUUUUUUUGUGACAAAGAGUUGGAAAAAAAUGGUAAUGUAAUCUCAGAAUACUUACAAAAUCCAUGGUUUAGAGUCAAUGUUAAAAAU